Messenger RNA from Scomber scombrus (Atlantic mackerel), 4088 nucleotides. It is a transcript of the gene vit, whose product is annotated as vitrin. NCBI's taxonomy places the organism in Eukaryota, Metazoa, Chordata, Actinopteri, Scombriformes, Scombridae. The record is from RefSeq and is a predicted model, not a curated record. The coding region runs from base 185 to 2665 and encodes 826 amino acids. The transcript has 23 exons. Gene Ontology annotation, biological process: extracellular matrix organization; positive regulation of cell-substrate adhesion.
GAACAGUUCAGUGCUUGCAAACACGCCCGAUGGUCCAUAGCUCCUCUCAAUGAACGCGUAAGGAUUAGGGAAAAGUGCGCAGGGAAUUACAUAUUUUAACUCCUUGGGGAUUAUUUAAUCUUCACAGGUUGGGAGGUUAUACAAGGACACCUGGCUGCCCUGCUGAACCAGCACACCACCCAUCAUGAUCAGAGCAUCAGUCACUGCCGUCUGCCUCGCGCUCCUCCUGUCCUGCUCUUGCUGGGCCAAGCCUAACGGAUCAAAGAACAAGAAACCAAAGCAAGUUGUUCCAGCCAUAGAGUGCGAUGUCAGAGCGGGAAAGAUCAACCUCCCAGAAUUCAUAGUCAAAUGUCCCGCGCACUGUAAGGAGACCAAGCAGCAAGUUUAUGGGACAAGCGUGUUUGCCUCUAUCUCCAGCAUCUGCAAUGCAGCCAUCCACAGUGGCGUCAUCACCAACUCAGGAGGAAAGGUGAUUGUGAGGAAAAUGGCCGGGCAGAACUCCUACAAAGGCAGCAACUCCUUUGGCGUGCGCUCCCUGUCUCUUUCUAAAUGGAGGGAGUCAUUUGUUGUCUCAGUGGGCAAGCCUAAGAAAGGAGUGAUCUACCCGUCCACCCUCGACUACGUCCCAUCAAGACCUACCUACGUUAAAACAAGUCAAAAGGACAAAUCGCACGCCGUUACCACGGCGCUGCCUACGACAGCAGCACCUGAACCCACAACUAUGAUACCUGAACCUACCACCACAGCCACAACCACGCCGGCUCCCACUACCACCACAACCACCACUACACCUCCACCACCUCCCACUACUGCCAAGUCUCGCGCCGCAGUUCACAAAGUCAGGGACGCAGGCAGCAGUCACCCGUACCUUGCCUCCGUGGCAGCCACAAGUUCGAGACAGACACAGAAUGGUCAAGGAAAGAGUCCCGGCCAAGUAUUCAGAGGAAGUGCCUAUCCGAAUAGAUUCCCACAGCGUUCCAAUACAGGUCUGCGCCGACCAGAGGCGGGGUCAGCUAUCAGGAGACAGCCAUCCUCUCCAGUCGGCCCAGCUUUUAACAGGGUUCAGCCAGCCCCACCCGAGCGGACUCCAACCAUGAGCCAGUCUAACCCUGCUUUUCCCAGAAGGGAUUGGGCGCCCCCGUCCUUCCCUCGUCCUGAUUGGUUCCCUGGGGCUAGACGACCAGCAGAUGUUAGUUAUGCAGUGCCAGACUCUGGAUACACAUGGAGUGAGACAGACACACCUGAGAGUUCAGCUCGGGAUCACAGGCCUGAUAUCUCAGAGUUUGAGCGCUGGUUUUAUAACUUUGGACCUUACCUGCCCCGUUCCCCUGACUCAGAUGGCAGCCGUAAAGCAGCACUGGAUACAACCCAUACUAGAGUGGAGUCAGUGGACGCCUGGAAGCCAGACGCAAACCUUUAUGAAUCAGGGUUCAGCGUGAGAGAGCAAGAACCUGUACCCAGAGCACCUGAACCUGUGUCACAGGGAGACCCAAAUUGUAAGGUGGACCUGGUCUUCUUGAUGGAUGGGAGCUGGAGCAUCGGGAAGCGACGCUUUAAGAUCCAGAAGGACUUCUUGGCUGAGGUGGCUCAGACCAUCAAUGUGGGUGUGGCUGGACCCAUGAUGGGCAUCAUCCAAUACGGGGAUGACCCAGUGACAGAGAUCAGUCUGAAGAGUCACUCCACCUCCAGAGAUGUAAAAUCCAGCAUAGAUAAGAUUGUGCAGAAGGGGGGCCUCUCCAAUGUGGGGAAGGCCCUCUCCUACAUCAACAAACAGUACUUCAGUGAUGCCAAUGGAAACCGAGGAGGAGCUCCUAACGUGGCCGUGGUGCUGGUGGACGGCUGGCCCACAGAUAAGGUGGAGGAGGCUUCUCGUCUCGCUCGGGAGUCUGGCAUCAACAUAUUUUUUGUCACCAUCGAGGGCCCUGAUGACAAUGAGAAGCACCAACUGGUUGAAGCCAACUUUGUAGACAAGGCUGUGUGUCGGACAAACGGCUUCUACUCCUUGCCGGUGUCCAGCUGGUUUGGCCUGAGGAAAGCUGUGCAGCCUCUUGUGAAGCGAGUGUGUGACACAGACAAGCUGAUGUGCAGCAAAACCUGCCUCAACGCCAACGACAUCGCUUUUGUCAUCGACGGGUCCAGCAGUGUGGGGACCGGCAACUUCCGCACAGUGCUGCAGUUUGUGGCCAAUGUCACGCGUGAGUUUGAGAUCUCUGACACAGACACACGGGUCGGGGCCGUGCAGUACACCUACGAGCAGAGGCUGGAGUUUAACUUCGGACAGUACAACAACAAGGCCGAGCUGCUGAACGCCAUCAAACGCAUCAACUACUGGAGCGGCGGGACCAGCACCGGUGCUGCCAUCACCUACACCGCAGAGCAGCUCUUCAGCAAAUCCAAACCCAACAAACGCAAGAUCAUGAUUGUUAUUACAGAUGGGCGCUCCUAUGAUGACGUCAGAGCACCUUCACUGGCUAUCCAUCGCCAAGGUGUGAUUACUUACUCCAUCGGUAUCGCCUGGGCAGCCCAGGACGAGCUGGAGUACAUCGCCACAGACCCUGACAAGGAGCACUCCUUCUUUGUGGACGAGUUUGACAACCUCUUCAAAUUCGUGCCCAAGAUCAUCAACAACAUCUGCCAGGAGUUCAACUCCCAGCCCAGAAACUGAGGACUCAUGGAUGGAGGGGAGGGGAGGUGCAGAGCGGGACAUCUUGAUCCUGGACUGUCUUUAACGGAACACUGAUUGUAAAUGUACUCUUUCUGUUGCCCAGAUGGUGCUGGAUUUGGCUGCAGUGCCCCGUAUUUGAACAGGGAGGGUUGUUAAUUUAGGUGAGGAUUGUGGGUACGGACAAAACAAAUCUUAAAGUAAAUCAGCAUUCGUUCACAAAUACACAGAUGGUGCUAAUUGUAAAAGGUUUGCAUUCACAGUGCCAUACUGGCAUCUGAUGUGAUGCUGUGAAGAGAGAGGCGUCUUCCUAAUGAAAAUAAUGGCUGCAAAUUUUAAUUACUCACCCUUUAUAAAGGGUUUAUAAACUGUACUGUUUUUUUAUUAAUGUUAAUAAAACAUCUAUUAAUGCUUUAUAGAGCUGUUAUAACCCAUUAAUAAAACAAACUUUGGGUUGAUGGGUUGUGGAAAAUUUCCUGAACUUUAUCCUGUAGUAUAAAACUUUUUCUAGUUUUUUAUCAUCAUUUUGAAUCAUUAAAUUUCUUCUAGGAAAGAAUAUAAUGUGUAACUGCCAGUCUGUAAAAGCGUGUGUCAAGCUGGAGAGGAUUAUCAGUACCCAAAGGGAUUUUUCCACAACCUGGCAACCCAAGAGUUGUUCUUAUUAAUGCCUUCAUUACUUUACGAUCUAUAGGUCAUUAGUAAAUGAUUUAGUAACUAUUAAUUAAAGUCGUCAGGAGAACUUACAGAGCCUUUAUAAAGGUGCUUUAUUAGGAAGCGUCACCAAAAUGAUUAACAAACAUAAAACUACCUUGUUGGGAUAUGGUGCUUGCAGAAAGAAAAUGUAGAUUUUAAGCAUGCCUAGCACUUCCUCUUAUGGCUUAACAUACUUCAUAAACUUAAUAUGGUGCUUUUUUAAAUACAAUUCUCUGUAAAGAGGACAUACUUUCUUAGAAUUGGUGCAUUUUGAUCUUCCUAAUAGGAGAGAUUUGAUAGUAGGGACAUUGUUAAAGUUCCUAAAGAGACUUUGGUGCUGACAUUGCUGUGUUGGUACUUGUGCAACCAGCACGACAUGUUUAACACGUGGGGGGCGAAAGGCAAAUCAACAGCAUGCAACAAAGAAGUGGACUUGUGUGAGUGUGUGUGAGAAGUGAGGAAAGAGGAGCUUGUGUAUCUUUGUAUGAAGUGAUGGCGCAUCACAAUUUUGGCUUCUCAGGAAUGCAAGCAAUUCAUCUCAUCGCUCUUAUUUUCUACAUAGUGUGGUUGCUUCUAACAUAGCAGGCAUUUCUCAGAUUUGUUAUAAGAGUAUUUAUGAUUUUCUCCCUGUUAUGUCCUGUUUGUACAUAUGCAUAUUAAAAAGCCUUUUGCUAAUUAUGUUCAAAUAAUUGAUCCAUAUUUUUUUGCAAUUUUUGAUAAAAUAAAGAAAAUG